Molecule: messenger RNA, 2669 nt
Organism: Cherax quadricarinatus
Lineage: Eukaryota; Metazoa; Arthropoda; Malacostraca; Decapoda; Parastacidae
Source: RefSeq, a predicted model, not a curated record
AAUAUUCCAGCUGUUAAUUUAUCCCCUUAAACUAACCCAUAAAUUUAGCUUUGAUCUCGUAAUAAUUUCAGUUUAAAAUGACUUAAUUUACCUAACCUAUUCGGAAAUUUUCUAAAUUAGUUUCUCUGGGAGAGUAAAUAUUCCUGAGUUUGUUGGAAUAACAUCUGAACAGUGAAAGUUUAUUUGGAGAAUUAUUGGGACGAGUUGAACACUGAACUAUAGUGAACAGGUUACUGGCAGUCAUGAUGACCAUCUUGUAGUAGAUAGGAUUUAAACUAUUACCCAGUCAUGAGUUUUCUCAAGGGUAUAUAUCUCCAUGGGGAAGUGGAACACAAUUCUUCCUCCACGGAACUUUGAGGUGACAGCAACAGCCUGAGUGUUGAGAGAGAAUGGCGUACGGUAAAGGUCAGGGAAGAAUGUCUUACGGCAGAGGUCAAGGCACCAUGGAGGAAUAUUUGGACUUGUUGCAGUAUCUGUUGUAUAUCUUCAAUACCAUCUUCUUCCUUGCCAGCUCCGCUGUCUUUGCUUUGGCGCUCUAUGUUCGCUUCCAGAGCAGCAUGACUGACUACAUUGAAGGUCUGUUCAUGUAUUACUACUGGAACACCGUUGUAGCCAUGAUGGUGGGCGCUUCCCUGGUCAUGUUGACCUCUUUCCUGGCCUGCUGUGGUGCCUACACCAGAAGCAUCUCUCUACUAAUUGCUUACAAGGUGAUGACUGUGGUUAACUUUAUCUUCAUGCUGUCAGCAUCGGCCUACUUGUUGGCCAACGGCCUCGAGGACUCUAACCUCUUUCCAUACGUACAGGAGACCAUGAAAGGCUUAAUUAACCAAUACCAGUGGGACAUGACGGUUAAGAGGUCCGUUGACAUUAUCCAGGAAAAUAUCGGAUGCUGCGGCGGAUAUUCUGCUGACGAUUACAUCAACAUACACAUGCCCAUCCCGGAUACCUGUCGUGACCAGGUGACUGGUAACCAGUACAAGUACUCGUGUGCUGAGGUCUUCUCCCAGUUCCUGGAGGUGCUGACAGGCUGGAUCACUGGCAUCUCUAUCAGCAUAUGUUUCUUCCAGUGUUUCUCCUUGGUUGUGUCUAUCUGCCUGUGGCGAGCAAUAAAGGAAUACGACUCGAAAUAAGCAACCGAAUUUUCAGUGAUAGACAUUAGCACUGUAACAUUAACUGGAAUGUGCUAAACUUGUAAGGGCCCUACAGCACCUGAGGAAUGGUAGGUAACUGGGUUCAGUCCAAGUACAGAAGAACCUUCACCAACACUAAGGUGCCCCCCUUGAAGGGUGAGCAGUGAAGCAAAAUUAGCAUAACCACUUCAAAAAUUUUAAACAGUACAUUUUAAACUAUGUACACCUACCAUCUGACUUACGACCUGCUCGACAUACGUCCACUCGACUUACGACCGUGCAUCUGGCAGCUGGGCUGGGCCGGCUGAUGCACACCACUGUACAAUAUUUGACAAUACUCGCGGCGGCAAUGAGUCAUGCAGGCAGCAUCAGUUUGAGUUACCCUGCCCUAUCAGCAGCAUCACACUGUAUUAACUGUACUAACUGUACAGUAAAUUUCACCAUGGCCCCUAAGAUGAAGUCUGAAUCUUGCACUGGAGAUUGUGGCAAGAAAGGCUCUUACUCUCGAACUCUCUAUUUUUCACUGUUGCACAUAAACCUGUCUGCCUGUAUAUCUGUGUAUCUGUCUUUCUGUCUACCUGUGUGUGUGUCUUUCUGUCUACCUGUCUGUCUUUGUCUACCUGUGUAUCUUUGUCUACCUGUGUGUGUCUUUCUGUCUACCUGUGUCUCUUUGUCUACCUGUGUGUGUCUUUCUGUCUACCUGUGUGUGUCUCUGUCUACCUGUGUGUCUUUCUGUCUACCUGUGUGUCUUUGUCUACCUGGGUGUGUCUUUGUCUACCUGUGUCUUUCUGUCUACCUGUGUGUGUCUUUCUGUCUACCGGUGUGUCUGUCUUUCUGUCUACCUGUGUGUCUUUCUGUCUACCUGUGUCUGUCUUUCUGUCUGCUUGUCUGUCUCAGAGCCACUCAUUAAGAGUGUAAUUGGUCUUGAAGACGCCAUAUUAAUAAUGAUAAUAACACAAUAAUAAUCACUGAGGCGCAUUAAAUGUGUAUAAAACGUUGGUAUAGACAUUUUGCUUAAUCCAUCUAUGAUUUUUUUUUCAAAAUUAUAUAAUAAACAUGCUACAUAACAUAAAAACAUAUAAAUUAACAAAUAUGAGAUGUUUUUCUGGUCGGCUUGACAGAGUGAACAGGAACCAUUCGUGUCCGGGCUGAUAACAACAACAGCAACAUUUGUUUACAUAACUCGCCAACCUACUACACUCAUACGUUUAUUCAUUUAAUUUUGUUUACUCACCUCUCACUCUACAUUAAGACUACAGAUAUUUUAAGGUAAGUAAUGAGUGGACACAUUAUAUUAUAGUUUAAUAAUAAUAUUAUUAUUAAUAUUAGUAUAUAUGUAUUAUUGUAAUAAUAAUUCGACGUACGUCCAUUUUGACUUACGACCGGUUGGUCGGAACCAAGCUUGGUCGUAAGUCAGACGGUAGGUGUAUAUAUUCUUUAACCCAUAAACAGUCCAAACGUAUAUAUACAUUCUCUCGCGUAGCGCCCUGAAUAUUUUGAGAAUUUUUUUAUAGGAAAAAAGAGCAUAUGGUACCCAGG